AGUCACAGCUCCAGCUUGAAGAUGGCACUGAUGAAGAGAUGCUUUUGUGGAUCCGAAGAAGACUUCAAAGAGCUUCUGAGCUUGAAAAAUGUCCAGCUAUUCUCCUAUCGAGAGAUCAAAGUAGCAACAAACAACUUCGACCAUGGUAACAUGCUAGGCCGAGGUGGCUUUGGAACUGUCUACAAGGGAACUUUUCAAGAUGGUACUGCAUUUGCUGCAAAGGUUCUGUCCGUUGAAUCUGAACAAGGGAUCAAGGAAUUCCUGACUGAAAUCGAGAGCAUUACUGAAGCUAAACAUGCAAACCUUGUCAGUUUGCUGGGCUGCUGUGUUCAGAGGCAAAAAAAGAUACUGAUUUACGAGUACGUCGAGAACAACAGCCUUGAUCACGCUUUGCAAGGCUCAGCUGCUGGAGUAACUGAUCUAAGCUGGAGCACAAGAUCGGACAUCUGUAUGGGCAUUGCCAAGGGACUGAGCUAUCUUCACGAGGAGCACGAGCCAAGCAUUGUGCACAGAGACAUCAAAGCUAGCAACGUUCUCCUCGACAGAAACUACAGCCCCAAAAUCGGAGACUUCGGAGUAGCCAAGCUGUUCCCGGACAAUGUGACGCAUGUUAGCACGCGUGUGGUUGGCACAACCGGUUACUUGGCACCUGAAUAUGUUGUGCACGGACAGCUGACGAAGAAGGCAGACGUCUACAGCUUCGGGGUGCUCGUUCUUGAGAUCAUCAGUGGGAGGAGGAUCUCGCAAACCAUUCGGUCAGACAUGUUCCUCGUGCGGCAGGCGUGGGUGCUACACGAGCAGCGCAGGCUUCUUGACAUGGUGGAUGCGAACAUGAAGGGCGGGUACCCGGAGGAGGAGGCGCUCAAGUUCAUCAAGGUGGCUCUGGCCUGCACGCAGGCGACGCCGUGCAGCCGGCCGACGAUGCAGCAGGUGGUGCGGCUGCUGUCGCGCCCGGUGUGCUUCGACGAGCUGCAGAUGCUCCCUCCGGGCUUCGUCGGUGACGGCGACGGCGACCGUCCGUAG
Messenger RNA from Oryza brachyantha (malo sina), 1023 nucleotides. RefSeq names its product cold-responsive protein kinase 1-like. The transcript has 6 exons. Gene Ontology annotation, biological process: protein phosphorylation. Gene Ontology annotation, molecular function: protein kinase activity; ATP binding. Bases 22 to 1023 code for a protein of 333 amino acids. NCBI's taxonomy places the organism in Eukaryota, Viridiplantae, Streptophyta, Magnoliopsida, Poales, Poaceae. The record is from RefSeq and is a predicted model, not a curated record.